UUUGUCUCGUCCCAACCUUUUCCAUUUGCAUAUUUUUUCUAUAUCUAUGUGGCUUUAGGUUUGUCAAUGUUUGAAGGGUAUAUAUUAUAUUAAAUUACUAAGAGAUCUUUUGUUUAUAAAUAAUGUAGGGUAAAUUUUAGUAUCUUUCGCAAAAAUUUAAAUACAAAUUCUCAGUUAUGUUACCUUAAAAUGACAAUAAAAGAAGUUAUACACAUUCAUAUAGGACAAUCGGGAGUACAAGUAGCAAACGCCUGUUGGGAACUGUAUUGCUUGGAACAUGGCAUCAGACCCGAUGGUAUCAUGUUAUUUGGAGAAAACGAACAUAGCUGCGCUUCCUUUUUUAGUAGCACGGCUGGGGGAAAAGUGGUGCCGCGAGUAGUAAUGAUUGAUUUAGAACCAACUCCAAUUGACGAAAUACGAAAUGGAACCUACAGACAUCUAUUUAAUCCUAAGUCUCUGCUAACGGGCAAAGAAGACGCGGCUAGUAAUUUCGCUCGCGGGUACUUCGGCGUGGGACGCGAGAUGAUUAACGUUGCUCUCGAUCGAAUACGACUGGCUGCUGAAGAUUGCAGUCAUCUUCAAGGAUUUAUACUGUUCCGCUCUUUUGGAGGAGGUACUGGAUCUGGAUUCACAGCUCUACUUUUGGAAAACAUUGCUAGAGAAUACGGCAAGUUAUCUAAAAUAGAAUUUGCUGUUUAUCCUGCCCCAAGAAUGUCACCAGUAAUUGUAGAACCGUACAACGCAGUAUUGACGUCUCAUGCUUGUAUGAACACAGAGGACGUCUGCUUUAUCUUCGACAACGAAGCCUUAUACGACAUUCUAGCUAGAUCUUUACAAGUACCUCGACCGACUUAUACAAAUUUAAAUAGAUUAAUCGCUCAGGUGAUAUCAUGUAUGACAGCGUCUUUAAGGUUCGAAGGCUCAUUAAACGUGGAACUCGUGGAAUUUCGAACAAACCUGAUUCCUUAUCCAAGAAUACAUUUUCCUUUGGUGACCUUCGCUCCAUUUGUACCACCGACGAGAGGACAACAUGAAACUAUGAGUACGCAACAGUUGAUGAUGUCAUGUUUUGAGCCGGCCAACCAAAUGGUAAAGUGCGACCCCACGAAGGGCAGCUACAUGUCAUGUUGUCUGUUAUUCCGGGGAGAUGUUAAUCCGAAUGACAUUAAUUUUGCAAUUAACCAAAUUAAAAGCACGAGAUCCAUCAAAUUUGUGUCUUGGUCACCGACAGGAUUUAAGAUUGGUGUAAACAGUCGACCACCAAUAACCGUCCCCGGCGGCGAUUUAACGGUAUUACAAAGAGCUGUCACUAUGGUUUCAAACACAUCCGCCAUCCGAAUAGCUUGGGAACAUUUAUGCAGAAAAUUCUCUUUGAUGUACGCCAAACGAGCAUUUGUACAUCAUUACGUUGGAGAAGGAUUAGAAGAAGGAGAAUUUUCAAAUGCUCUUUAUAAUAUCAAAGCUUUGUCUAAUGAUUACAGGGAAAUGGAAACAUGAAAGUUAUAAACAGAGAAAAAUAUACACUCAUUUAGUAUUUUAUCUAUUAUUUUAGUCAUUUUUACCAUUAUACCUACUUGUUUCUACAGUUAUUCUGCAAUGAGGUACUUUUGUUUAUAUUUUUGUAAUACAUAUUGUAAGUGCGUAAUGGGUUUGAAAAUAAAUGUAACUUUUUCAAUUAAAGGUAAAUAAUAAUAAACUU
Pieris napi is the source of this 1699-nucleotide messenger RNA. RefSeq names its product tubulin alpha chain-like. The record is from RefSeq and is a predicted model, not a curated record. The coding region runs from base 190 to 1497 and encodes 435 amino acids. Gene Ontology annotation, biological process: microtubule cytoskeleton organization; mitotic cell cycle. The transcript is spliced from 5 exons. Lineage: Eukaryota; Metazoa; Arthropoda; Insecta; Lepidoptera; Pieridae. Gene Ontology annotation, molecular function: GTP binding; structural constituent of cytoskeleton. Gene Ontology annotation, cellular component: microtubule; cytoplasm.